GAUGCUUUUAAUUUGGAUCAACAAACCAAUUCAUUACCUCUACACCAGCGCUUAACUGUAAAGCAUUUGCAGCUGRGAUAUUCUUCAAAGAUGAGAAACCAUCUUGCAGAGCAGGUUCUCAACAAAGACAUGUUAGAGUUGAUGAAGGCAUACAAAGAUGACCUCUCUGUUAAGGCUGGCAAAAAUGUUACAUAUCUUGACAAAACAAUAGAGUUUCUUGGUGUAACCAGCACCCUUAUUAAAAAGUUCACAAGUCAUCAGACCUAUACCAGCAUGGCUGACAUUCGUCUGGUUGAAAAUGACAAGUGCUUACAGUGGCUCCAUGAAUGGCAAUCUGAAGUUAAAGGAAGACUAGACCUCAAGGCAUCAAUAGGCUAUUUCUGUCUGACAAAACCAUGA
Molecule: messenger RNA, 399 nt
Organism: Exaiptasia diaphana
Lineage: Eukaryota; Metazoa; Cnidaria; Anthozoa; Actiniaria; Aiptasiidae
Exons: 2
Coding region: 91-399 (102 amino acids)
Source: RefSeq, a predicted model, not a curated record